Molecule: messenger RNA, 1794 nt
Organism: Salvelinus namaycush (lake trout)
Lineage: Eukaryota; Metazoa; Chordata; Actinopteri; Salmoniformes; Salmonidae
Gene: otop1
Product: otopetrin 1
Exons: 6
Coding region: 1-1794 (597 amino acids)
Biological process (GO): inner ear morphogenesis; proton transmembrane transport
Cellular component (GO): membrane
Molecular function (GO): proton channel activity
Source: RefSeq, a predicted model, not a curated record
AUGGUUGAGCACGGAGGCCUCGAUCUUAUGUGUUUAAAUAAGUCCUACAGUCACAGUUCCACUACCUCGUCCUCCAGCUCAGAGCGAGAAAAGAGAAUAUUCACCAAGUUGAAAGUCAGUUUGACUGAGGACUAUCCGCAGAAGAACGCGGAGAUCCUGAGCGGCCAGUAUGGGACUAAUUUACUGUUGAUCGGCGUGUCGCUGAUGCUGGCUAUUGCGCACCAUGGUGCAUCAGUGAAGGAAGAGCACCUGCUGUCGUUUAUCACGACCCUCAUGAUCCUCCAGCUGAUAUGGAUGAUAUGGUACAUCGUGAGCAGAGACAGGCAGAGUAACUUACUGCCAGAAAAGGAUGUGCAUGCCACUACCUGUUGGAUAAGAGGUGGGUUAACUCUUCUUGCGCUCCUCUCGUUGAUCAUGGAUGCCUUCCGAAUUGGUUAUUUUGUGGGCUAUCGAUCAUGCGUGUCGGCUGUUCUAGGGGUAUACCCUAUCAUCCACGCAACUCACACGAUAGCACAGGUGCAUUUCCUUUGGUUUCACAUCAAGGACGUCAUCAAGACCUUCGAGACCUUUGAAAGAUUUGGCGUCAUCCAUGCAGUCUUCACCAACCUGCUACUGUGGUGCAACGGUGUGAUGUCUGAGGCUGAGCACUUCCUAAACAACCACAAGAGAAGGCUCUCUUCCCUGGGCUAUGUAAACCUCACCAUAGUGGAUAUGGAGCCUCACUGUAAUUGCACUACCAGCGCCUGCUCCAUGUUCUCCAACAGCCUCUACUACCUAUACCCCUUCAACAUAGAGUACCACAUCUUUGUCUCUGCAAUGCUCUUCGUCAUGUGGAAGAACAUAGGGCGCAGCAUUGACCUCCAGUACAACCGGAAAAGGCCGGCUACCAGGACCCAGGGGCUGGUGGUCGGCCCCAUCCUGGGUCUUGUCGCCCUGGCCAGCACCAUCGGCGUGCUGGUGGUCUACAUCAUCCAUGUGGAAGAGUCGAUGGACACCCGGGAGUCGGCCAUCGCAAUGUUCUACUGCUACGGCAUCGUCAUGCUGGUGUUCAUGUGCUCGGCCGGGGCCACGGGUCUGCUCAUAUACCGUGCCGACCCUAUGCCCAUGGACACCACCAAGAACCCCUCGCGGACGCUGGACACAGAGAUCCUAUUCGGAUCGUCGGUGGGCUCCUGGCUCAUGUCCUGGUGCAGCGUGGUGGCUGUGACAGCCUCAAGCAGCAGCCCGAGCUACCGCUGGACCAACCUGAUGUACUCGCUGCUCAUCGUCCUGGAGAAGUACAUCCAGAACCUGUUCAUCAUAGAGUCCCUCUACCGCCAGCGGGAGGACGGUGAGAGGGUGGACGCUGAGGCGGCGGGGCCUGUGCCGGAGAUCUUCUCUGUGACCUCCUCCUUGGCGCCGCCCUACAACGGCAUCAUCAACCGGGCGUACGAGAACCCAGACAAGGGCUGUGUCACGCUGGAGAACGAGCAGGUGGAGAACGGACAGGUUUACGGAACAUUCAGCCCACGGAAACAUUCGGCAGUGCCCCUGCACGUCGGGAACAACGUAGCGGAGACCCCGAGCAAGAAGAGGCAGAUUCUGAAGAACAUCGCUGUCUUCCUCUUCAUGUGCAACAUCUCACUCUGGAUCCUCCCCGCCUUCGGCUGCAGACCCCAGUAUGACAACGGCCUGGAGCAGGAGACGUUUGGCUUCACCAUAUGGACAACAGUUCUCAAUUUUGCCGUGCCCAUGAACCUCUUUUACCGCAUGCACUCUGUGGCCUCCCUCUUCGAAGUCUUCCGAAGGGUGUGA